GUUAUUAAGAAGAAAUAAAUAAAGUGGGUGCAUUUUAUCAUCGUCAUCAUGGCGGAGCUGGGAUCGACCAACUUUGACCACAAUGUAGCCCUCUGGCUGGGCUGCUUCUCCACGUCGGCGACUGGGUCUCAAUCUACCUCCUCGUACGUAUUCUCUCUGGUUGAUCGGGUUUCAUGGAUGUGCGAGCUAAAACAAAGCAGAUCGAGGCAGGAUAUUGUACUAAUCGCGAUACGUUUGCAUAAACUUAUAGUCGAUGACGGAAUUUAUACUGUUUGUUUGGUGAUGAUUAAGUGGGUUUUUAAAUUUCAUCCAAUUGACAAUAGUUCAUUUAAGUAAAUAAUAAUACUUUUAGUACUUUUAUGCAACGUUGCGUUGCCUGAAUAUUCCGUCGUCGUUUAGUGAAUCAAUACGAAUCAAAUUUACAAUGGUUUGUAAAUUGUGUGUAUUUUUGUCAGGGGGAAAAUUUUCUGUAAACUUGUUCUGUUUAGUUUCUAUGUAUGGAUAUUGCCUUGGAUGGUCUCUGGUCGGACAUUAUAUGAGUGAGUGAGCGAAAUUGGGAAUGCAUUAUUGGACAAAAUGCUAAUAAAAGUCAGGGUGAGCGUGGUGGAUGGAUACACAUGAAUAUUUUAAACUUCCCUUUUCCAUCCUAUUAUUUCAGGGAUAUUAUUCAAAUUUGGAAUCGGGUCGAGUUCUCAUUCAAUCCAUUUUACUUAAAUAGAGUCGGAUUAAAAGUCUUUAAAAUAUUAAACCGCACUCUCAAAUUGCUGUUUGGUUUGUAAAAGGGAAAAAUUAGUAGCAAAUUUUAGGUAAAAUAUCGAUUUGCAUAAUUCAAGGUUUUCUCCAAUGCUUUAAAAAAUAAAAUAAAUUGCAUUUUAUAGCUUCUCAGUUUAUAAAUAAAAUGGGAAUUUAAAUCCUUUAAACAAGAGAACAAUUUUAAAGCUAAUCCUGCUUAUCCACGAGUUGUGGGCACCGAGGUUGUGGGGACAUUUGGGGACAUUAGCAUCAUAAGAUAGAGGAGGGCCGGGUUUAUAUAACGGGGACAUCGCAUAACCAUUGUCCCUCUGUCCCCACACUUCCGCGGCCACUUGUGUCCACGAGGAGUUUAAUGGGUCAGGGUUGCACCACCACGUAUUGAGCAACAAGUCAUCAGGAGGAGGAAUUGGCAAUGUCCAGAUACGUAUACUCGACCCUCCUCUAUAGUUUUACAAUUACGAUAAUUGCUGGCGUUUAGCUCACUCGUUUAGCCGGGGUUUCCCUCUGCUUUCUUUCUCCGACUUUCCCCUCUCUUGUCGUGUGUGUCUUGUGAAGUGGAUGGAUGGAUGGACACGACCUCGUUCGCUAUUCUGGCUCAAUACUCAUCUCACAGUAAUAACGGGAAGACGAAGGAGGAGGAAUAAAUCAAUCAAUAAAGUGAACCUGACUGCGAGAGACAAUGCCACACACUCAAGGCGAAAGGGUUGACAUCAAAUAGUUGACAUAAAAUAAAAUAUAACAACCCGACCGACCCACCAAACCAUCCAUGAUACAUUCAUACAUGCAUAUCUGCCUACACGGCGUGUGUACACAUGGGGACACCAAGAUAGCAUGCGUACCACAAAUAAAUGACUCCUGCUUGGCGUGGUGGUGGUGGCACCAUGAUUUCAACCGUUGGAGUAUCCACCGAGCCAUUUAGUAGUCUAGUUUGGGUCGGUUAUUUCGGUCAAGAAUUUGGUAGUUGUGGUCGCCAUGCACCACGCUGCGACGACCAUCACUCCCUCCGGGGACACCGUGCCGCUCAUCCUGUACGAAAAGAAUGGGCAGCCGGUCUUCGUCCCCCCGGAGAUUGCGGACCUUCUGCGUGACCUUCCUCCAGAAAAUGACUCCCCUUCCUUUGAAGAUGACGACAUGUUCCGAUAUGACGACGAGGAUGAGGACGGCGACGACCGGGGGUCACAGGGAGGAGAUGAGAGGGACGAGGCGGAAGGGGGACGCCUAGACGGGGUCGAGGUCAUCGAGCGGAAACGACCCCACUUGCCCCCACCAAUACUCCUAGAUUCUGGUGAGAAUAAAAAUGACGCCAAUUUUUUGUGGUCGCAGUGGAAAAGCAGUGGAGGGAAGUUGGUCCCAUUCCUGAAAACGUUGGCGCUUUACUUUCUCCUUUUCCUGCCGGAAGAUAGGCCUUCGUGGGGGGCGACGGCAGUGAAAUGUCUGCCAAUCCUGUCGCUGGCCCUGUUCGUCCUCCUCCACGGCGUGUCACACCCCCAGCAGCACAAGUUCAGCAGGAGGAUUCUGGCCGGCCUGCUCUUUUCCUGCGUGGGGGACGCCCUCCUCAUCUGGCCCGAAUACUUCCUCCAUGGCAUGGCGGCAUUCGGCGUGGCACAAAUCUUCUACAUCCGAGCAUUCGGAUUUCAACCGCUCAACGCUAAACUGGGAGCGUUCAUAUACGUUCUGAGCAGUACAGUUCUGAUCCUGAUUGGGCCGCACGUGCUGUCGGAGUCGUGGCCGGUGGCAGGGGGCGUGUUCCUGUACUCCUCCCUCCUCCUCACGAUGGUGUGGCGGGCGACGUCGCGCCUUGGCGCCACCUUGUCGUCGGAACGGUGGAGUUCGCUCUGUGGCGUUGCUGGUGGACUGUUGUUCCUCAUCUCGGACUCUGUCCUGUCGCUGAACCGUUUCUACACGAACAUCCCGCACCAUCAAGGCGUCAUCAUGACGACAUAUUACGCCGCCCAGCUCGCCAUCGCGCUCAGUAUUCUGCGCCCAUCUCUGGCGCCAACGUCGUCGUCACCUUCAUCGUCACCACUGGCUCAACAGCACCAUCUAAAGGACCACUAAUUAUAAGUACUUACUUUUUAUUAAACAUAUACGCGUUAAUAUUUUCUGUGAUCCCACAAACAAUCCAAUUCAUUUGAUUGUCCUCAAAUACGUAAUCCUCAUGAAUACAAUAUACAUAUACAUACCUACAUAAAUUAAUGUUAUUCAAGAUGUAAAUAAAUAUGUAAAUAAAUUUGAUAAGUGUAA
This is a messenger RNA of Folsomia candida, 2997 nucleotides long. Its product is annotated as lysoplasmalogenase-like protein TMEM86A. The coding region runs from base 1726 to 2811 and encodes 361 amino acids. Gene Ontology annotation, cellular component: membrane. The transcript has 6 exons. Lineage: Eukaryota; Metazoa; Arthropoda; Collembola; Entomobryomorpha; Isotomidae. The record is from RefSeq and is a predicted model, not a curated record.